Messenger RNA from Trichoderma virens Gv29-8, 642 nucleotides. RefSeq lists its product as uncharacterized. NCBI's taxonomy places the organism in Eukaryota, Fungi, Ascomycota, Sordariomycetes, Hypocreales, Hypocreaceae. The transcript has a single exon. The record is from RefSeq and is a predicted model, not a curated record. The coding region runs from base 1 to 642 and encodes 213 amino acids.
AUGGUCAGGCACGUCACAGUUAUCGGCGCCACAGGUAUCCAGGGCGGCUCUGUCAUUAGAGCUCUGGUGAAAGACGGCGCCUACUCACUUACAGCCAUCACCCGAAAUAGUUCAAGCGAUGCAGCUCGAAAACUCGCUUCAGAGGGAAUUCGUGUUAUUGAGGCUAAUCUCGACGAUAUUGCCUCACUUAAGGUAGCGUUUGCUGGCACAUCCAUCAUAUUUGCCGCAACCAACUUCUUUGAGCCGUUCAUCAAUUCCGGCAACGAACAGGCUGUCGAAAUCGAGACAACUCAGGGGAUCAACAUUGCUAAAGCUGCAAGUGCGACACUAGCACUGGAACACUUCAUUUGGUCUACCCUCCCUAAUACUUGUCGUAUCAGCGAUGGCAAGUUCGCGGUUCCUCAUUACGUGAGCAAGAACAAGGUCAACGACUUUAUCAAAGCGGACUCAACGCUGAUCAAGAAGACGACAUUUUUAUGGGUCUCUGUUUACGCUUCAAAUAUGAACUACCCAUUCUACCAACCAUUUCCUGUUCCAACAGCGGCUGGCAAGAACAGGUACAUCCAGCUCCAACCUGUUGGAAGGAACAGUAUCAGUUAUAGUUUGUUAGUAAACCUUAUUAGCGAGUAUAGAUUGUAUUAA